Molecule: messenger RNA, 440 nt
Organism: Anarrhichthys ocellatus (wolf-eel)
Lineage: Eukaryota; Metazoa; Chordata; Actinopteri; Perciformes; Anarhichadidae
Product: moronecidin-like
Biological process (GO): defense response to bacterium
Source: RefSeq, a predicted model, not a curated record
AUGAAGUGCGUUAUGAUCUUUCUUGUGUUGACGCUCGUCGUCCUCAUGGCCGAACCCGGGAGUGUUUUUUUAAACACCUUAUCUUUAUGGCGCGGGGCCAAAGCUGCAUUCAGAGGUGCCAGGAUGGGAUAUAGAGCACACACAAACACAGUGAAGUCCCAGAGGUAUGCAUUGAAGAACCAACAAAGAGGCCAAGUGGACGACGAUCAAGAUCAGCCAUAUUGGCUGGACUGAAUCAGUUGAUCCUGAAAACGUGGUUCAAGCUCUAGCUUUCUGCUUGGCAAUGCAAGAAACAAACGGAUGAGUAAACAAACCUGUAAUCUUGAGUUUACAUGAAGCACUUGAGAUGAGAAGUGAUUCUCGGUACCGCUGCAAUUGGUUUUGAAAAAAAUGCAAAAUAAUGUUAAAAAAUAUAACUGUCCUGCUGAAUAAAGCUGUAA